AUGAACCUGAACAAGGCCGCUCGAGUUAUCCUCUUUGGUGCGCCUGGCGUUGGCAAAGGAACCCAGAGCGAGCGCUUGCUCUCUCGUUUCCCUCAACUCAAUCAAAUUAGUACCGGUGAUCUUCUUCGUCGAAAUGUCAAGGAUAGGACACCACUCGGCAUCAAGGUUGAGAGCACCAUGAAGGCCGGUGGUCUUGUGGCCGACGAUUUAAUUCUACGACUUAUUUCCAACGAAUUCAAGACUCGUGGCUGGCUUGCCAAGAAUGGUUCAGAUGUUAUGACCCUUUCAUCCGAAGCAACAGCAAUCGAGCACUCUUUCAACAACAACGCUGGCGUCGAAUCUUUCAUCAACGCUGCACCUUUCCUCGACGGGCACAGACCAUCCGAAGCCUCAAACGACCCCUCAGCUUCGUUCAUCCUUGACGGCUUCCCCAGAACAGCUUCCCAGGCCGGACCUCUCGACAAGCUUAUUCCCAUCAACCUUGUCGUCUCACUCAAGACACCUGUUUCUGUAAUUCUCGAGCGCAUUCUCGGACGUUGGGUCCACGAACCCUCCGGCCGUGUCUACAACACCAGCUUCAAUGCGCCAAAGGUCCAUGGACUCGACGAUGUCACCGGCGAGCCCUUGAUUCAGCGACCCGAUGAUUCCGAAGAAGUCUACCGCGCUCGAUACAAGAAGUUCACCGAAACGAGCGAGCCUGUUCUGAACCACUACGCCCAGAAGGGUGUGCUUGUUGAGAUUGAGGGCAUGAGCAGCGAUGAGAUCAGCCCUAAGCUAUUCGCCGAGUUUGAGAAGCGCUUUGUCUAA
Messenger RNA from Fusarium coffeatum, 807 nucleotides. RefSeq lists its product as uncharacterized. Gene Ontology annotation, cellular component: mitochondrion; cytoplasm. Lineage: Eukaryota; Fungi; Ascomycota; Sordariomycetes; Hypocreales; Nectriaceae. The transcript has 2 exons. The coding region runs from base 1 to 807 and encodes 268 amino acids. Gene Ontology annotation, biological process: nucleobase-containing compound metabolic process. The record is from RefSeq and is a predicted model, not a curated record. Gene Ontology annotation, molecular function: ATP binding; AMP kinase activity.